GGAUUUGUGACGAAAAAGACGUUUUCCUGCGCAGUAAUUUGGCUUUUCGUGUUUCUCUUCUCGCCGACCUUCACUCUCUCUACACGGUUUGCCUUCGUCGCGCUAUUAUUGUUACUAUUAUCACUCCAUCCCCCAUACAAGCAAAAGCUAACCAUGGCGGAACUCCCCACCGGUCCUCUCCCGACUGAUCUGGAGCAGUCGAUGCUGCAGAUUAUGCACGACGUUGGUCUGAGCUCUCUGACAAAGAACAUUCUGCGUAAGCGCCUGGAGGCGAAGUACAAAAUCGAGUUCGCGUCGCACGCCGCAGAGGUGGACAAGACAGUGAGUAAGCUCAUGAUGACUCCUGAGAUCCAGCGUGAGCUCGCCAAAAUCCAGCAGGAGAAGGACAGCGUCAGCGCCCGCCGCGCGGGUGCGAAGCGCAGCGCCAGCAGCGACAAGAAGUCGAGGAAAGAGGAAAAGAAGGAGAACAAGCGUGAGGUGAAGGCGAAGAAGCCGGAGGACUACCCGAAGGCGGCCUUGUCCGCAUACUUUAUCUUCGUAAACGAUAACCGCGACAAGGUCAGGGAGAAGAACCCUGAAAUGAAGCUCACCGAGAUCCUCUCCGAAGUGGGAAGCAUGUGGAAGGCCCUCUCCGAGUCUGAAAAGGCGCGAUACCAGAAGCUGGCUGACGAGGACAAGAAGCGCUUCGACGCUGACAUGGCAGCUUACACUGCAAAGGGCGGCAAGGUGUUCAAGCGCAGCGUCAAGUCGUCGAAGAAGGCGAAGAAGGAGAAGGACCCGAACGCGCCGAAGCGCGCUAUGUCCGCGUACUUCUUCUUUGCCGGCGACUACCGCGCCAAGCACACCGGUAUCCCCGCCAAGCAACAGAUGACCGAGGCUGGCGUGGCCUGGGGCAAGAUGUCGGAGGAGGAGAAGAAACCGUACGAAGAGCUCGCGGCGAAGGACCGCAAGCGAUACGAGGCGGAGCGCGCGGGGCACGGCGGCGCCAAGUCAUCUGCGAAGGCAGAUGCUUCCGAAUCCGAGUCCUCCUCUGACUCUGGCAGCGACUCCGAGUAG
This is a messenger RNA of Leptomonas pyrrhocoris, 1056 nucleotides long. RefSeq names its product putative high mobility group protein-like tdp-1. The coding region runs from base 154 to 1056 and encodes 300 amino acids. The transcript has a single exon. The record is from RefSeq and is a predicted model, not a curated record. NCBI's taxonomy places the organism in Eukaryota, Euglenozoa, Kinetoplastea, Trypanosomatida, Trypanosomatidae.